Papaver somniferum (opium poppy) is the source of this 1514-nucleotide messenger RNA. Its product is annotated as beta-amyrin 28-monooxygenase-like. The transcript has 3 exons. Gene Ontology annotation, biological process: sterol metabolic process. The record is from RefSeq and is a predicted model, not a curated record. Bases 1 to 1446 code for a protein of 481 amino acids. Gene Ontology annotation, molecular function: iron ion binding; oxidoreductase activity, acting on paired donors, with incorporation or reduction of molecular oxygen; heme binding. Lineage: Eukaryota; Viridiplantae; Streptophyta; Magnoliopsida; Ranunculales; Papaveraceae.
AUGGAUGUUCAUUUGACUAUCAACUUAUUAUACAUCCUAUUAGGUUUAUCUGCAGUUGCAUAUUUAGUAAUACACAAGUUCAGUAACUCAAGCGGUAGAACUCGAUUACCCCCAGGUAGUUUAGGAUGGCCAAUUGUAGGCGAGACUCUGGAAUUUCAACGUUUAGGUCAAUGUGGAAAGUCUGACGAAUUCCCGGUGCAAAGAAUGAAUAAAUACAAUCGGGAAAUCUUCAAAACACACUUAUUUGGGGAGAAAACAAUCACCUUGUGUGGAGCUACUGGUAAUAAGUUCUUAUUUACUGGCGAGAAAACUUAUGUACUUACAUGGUGGCCUAACUCUCUGAAGAAAUUGUUUGGUGAUUCAUUUUUCACCGCGCCUUAUGAAGAAGCAGUAAGAACACGUAAAGUUGUUUCCAGUUUCUUACAGCAAGAAGUAAUGAAUCAAUUGGUAGAACGAUUUGAUAGAACUUGCAAGAAUCGUCUUCAAAAAGAUUGGAGAGCAAGAAAUCAGGUAUUAGCAUUUCCACUGAUUAAAGCUUAUGCAUUUUCAGUUGCUUGUGCCAUGUUUGCAAGCAUGGAUGAUCCAAAUUGGCAAAAGAUGAUCUUAGACGAAUUCAAUAUUUUGCUCAAAGGUGUGUUUCAGUUCCCUAUAUAUUUCCCGGGUACAAGACACUAUAAGGCCGUAAAAGCAGCAGCUGUGAUCCGCCGAGAACUAAUAAAACUGAUUCAAAGUAGGAGAGGAUUGCAGGUGGAUUUGGAUAGGAGAGUAGAGAGAAAUCUGAUUUCUCAUCUGAUUGGGACCAAGAAUGAAGAUGGGGAGUUACUGAGUGAUAAAGAAAUAGCAGAUAAUGUUAUCCUACUCAUGAAUGCUGGCCAUGAUACAAGCAGUUCAACAAUGAUGAUGUUGAUGAAAUAUUUAGCUGAAUCGCCUGAUUGCUACAACAGAGUUUUAGAAGAGCAAAGAGAAAUUGCUGCAAGGAAGAGUCCAGGGGAGUUAUUGAACAAAGACGAUAUCUCAAAAAUGAAAUAUUCAUGGGGCGUCAUACAAGAAGUCCUCCGAAUGUCACCACCUGUUCAAGGAACUUUUAGGAAGGCCAAAGUUGACUUCACCUACAGCGGAUUUUCCAUCCCCAAGGGCUGGGCGGUAUGGUGGACAACAAGUACUACACACAAGUCUGAAGAGUAUUUUCCAAAUGCAGAAACAUUUGAUCCACUAAGGUUUGCAAGAGAUAAUAUAACUCCAUAUAGUUUUGUUCCAUUUGGAGGAGGUCCAAGAAUGUGCCCUGGAAGAGAAUUUGCAAAGGUUGAAAUUCUGGUUUUUCUACACAAUUUGGUGAGUAUGUUUAAGUGGGAACUCGUAUUCCCAGACGAAGUCAUUAGUGUCGACCCAAUGCCUACCUCUUCCAAGGGUCUCCCAGUUUACCUCUACUCACACCCUUAUUUAUGAUCGAUGCACCACUGGUUUAGUACUAUUUCUACUAAAACAUCGCACUUUAAGUUGUGUUUUUACUUUAC